This is a messenger RNA of Symbiodinium pilosum, 1323 nucleotides long. The record is from the annotation of a GenBank genome assembly. NCBI's taxonomy places the organism in Eukaryota, Dinophyceae, Suessiales, Symbiodiniaceae.
AUGGGCCAGGGCUUCACACUUGCCUGCGAACCGUGUUAUUGUGGUGUCCUGGCUUUACCCACUAGUGGCAACAUGCUGCCGGGUUCAUACCCUGACAGUGACGGAGCAGACAAGGAGGAGCCCAUCUCAACCCAUAAAAUCGGCAAAGAGACGGACGACAACAUCUUUCAGCAGCUCGAGCAGCCCAGAGACGAGCCGGACCGCAAUGCCUCACCAGAGGCCGCGGGCCAGGAUUGCGUGGGCACUGUGUCAAAAUCAACAGGACCUCCGUCCGUGGCGUUCUCACAGCAGUCCAAGCAAUCCAGGCUUAGAACAAACUCGGCAGAGCUGCGACGGCGGAGUCGCAUACGGCGUUGCAUUUGGCACCACGCGCAGCAGCCCGAGUCAGCGAUUACGCUGCCGUACUGGGCCUAUGCCUAUUGCUGCCAGAUGGUGCUUACUACAAGCAUCCUCUUGGCAUUCCUGGUUCUGGGUGUGGUGCUGAUGUCGCAGAGCGGGUCUCUCCACGAGGUGAGUGUUCCCUACACUGCAAACAUGACAGAGCAGGAAUUCACAAUAGACCAAGCGUUUCAGGAUGACGUGCUCGUGUACUAUGACAUUAAUAUCGUGGCAAACCACAAAAGUUUCGUGGAGAACAAAGACAGGAGGGUUGUUUAUACAUUUCUAUCGGUGGCGACCUGCACAGCUGCCGACAGCCGCGCUUGGGUCAGGAUGCGGCGGGGCAGCGACACCACAUUUGUGGCCAGGGUAGAAGCUGCUGCUGGCGAUGAUCUUGCCCCCUGCGGUCUAGUAUCGCUUUCCACGUUCACAGACAAUUUCACUUUCCACCAAGCCACAGACAACGGAUGGGAGAGGCUUGAAGCAAAUGAGUCUGACAUAGCCCUCGAAUCAGAUGCCGAUGCGUAUGGAAAGCUCCAUCCUCCGCUUGAAGGCGAGGAGCGGUUUUACAUACUGGAGUCCGAUCAGAGGAGAGAGACCUGGCUGACACCAGGCUUCUUUGAGCACUGGAAGGUCUGGUACAGAACUCCAGUUGCCCCACAUGUUCGCAAUCUGUGGGCAGUGAUCAAAGGAGGGCUGCCUCAAGGCAGCUACAAGGUGCAGUUCGUCGAGAACAGUCCGGUCUGGCAUGACUGGGGAGUGGCCGAAAAGCGGCUAAUUUUUGCCCAGAGGCACAGUCUCGGCAACCGAGGGGCCCUGGGGCUCGUGGGAGGCCUAUGUCUCAUGCUGGCCGGGCUAGAGGCGAUUGCCUUGGCGGCCAUGCUGCUGACUCCGCGGUGUCGCUCCUCCAGGCCCGCAGUGCAACCCGAACGACAGAACCUCUGA